AUGCAGGGAGAGGUCGUACUAGAAGCCUCAUGUUACUGUCUAAGAAAGAAAGGUCUCUUGGAGUUUUAUAACUGGCUUCAAGGGCAUCUUCCAGCUAAUAUGACAGUGGACCAUGAAAUGUAUUUUGUAGAAUGUGUUGACUUUGCCAAAUCCUUCAUCCAACAGUAUAUCAAAGAGGAUGAUGUAUUAUUCAAAGUGCUCUUGCAUCUGCUUUGUGUACCUUGUUGUGCAGAACAGGAUGAAAAGGAAAAGGUUGCAUUGGAGGAUUCGAAUGGCAAUUUACUUUUCCGUGUCUCAGAUCUUUUCAAUCCUGUACUCUUGUGCUUGCGUAAAGUGUGUGAUUCAUGGAGCUUAUUUGUGGAAUUUCUAGUGGGUGGGCAAGCUACAAAUCAGUCAUUUUGCAAGAAAAGAAAAGUUUCAUUGGGUGGCUCAAGUUCCUGGGGAGAGGAUUCUCUUGCACCAACAAAAAAUCAUCUCACAUUUCUUCAUGAUGAACCUGAUGAAGAAAAUGAAAAUGGCUGCAAGCAUACCCAAAAUGGAGGACAGUAUUUCAAAGAAGCCAAAGAGUGCUUACUUUCACUUAAAAUUUCUAUUGAAGGUCUACACCAAAAGAAUCUGUUUCCCUACAAUCCUAAUGUUCUUCUGAACCGGUAUGUCUCUUUGAAAUGA
Prunus armeniaca (apricot) is the source of this 669-nucleotide messenger RNA. The record is from the annotation of a GenBank genome assembly. NCBI's taxonomy places the organism in Eukaryota, Viridiplantae, Streptophyta, Magnoliopsida, Rosales, Rosaceae.